AUGGUGCAGGGCCACCAGCCCCGCGCCCUCCUCCUGCGGAACAGGUUCAGGGGCGAGCGCCGCAGCGCCGGGGAGCGGCACCAGCGCCGGGAGAGCCGCCGGGAGAGCCGGGCCAGGGACAGCCAGGCCCGGGAGAGCCAAGCCCGGGAGAGCCGGGGCAGGCAGAGCCAGGCCCGGGAGAGCCAGGGCCAGGAGAAGCAGGGCAGGUCGGACUGGGGUGGGGGUGUGGGGGGGGGGGGGGGGGUCAGGCUCGGCGCGAUCUCCGGUGGAGCGGAGAGCCCGGUGGGGUCUCCGCGCCCUUGCGGUUACGGUCCCUCGGCGUCCAGCGCUGCCAUCCGCGGAUGUCACCGCUGCGAUCCCUCGGCGUCCAACGACGCGAUCCUCCGUUGUCCCGCCGCCCCGGGGGUCUCCGGCCGCUCCAGUGUCACCGGGAUCCUCGGGUGGCGGCCACCCCGUUCUGGGGGGCUCCAGUGGCCACCGGGAUCCUCGGGUGGCGCCCGCCCCAGUGUGGGGGGCUCCAGUGGCCACCGGGAUCCUCGGGUGGCGGCCGCCCAAUUCUGGGGGGCUCCAGUGGCCACCGGGAUCCUCGGGUGGCGGCCACCCCAGUGUGGGGGGCUCCAGUGGCCACCGGGAUCCUCGGGUGGCGGCCGCCCAAUUCUGGGGGGCUCCAGUGGCCACCGGGAUCCUCGGGUGGCGGCCGCCCCAGUGUGGGGGGCUCCAGUGGCCACCGGGAUCCUCGGGUGGCGGCCGCCCAAUUCUGGGGGGCUCCAGUGGCCACCGGGAUCCUCGGGUGCGGCCGCCCCGGGGUCUCGGCCCGGGCCCGGGCUCCGCUCCGCUCUCCGCCGCUCCCGGUCCCAAACUGGGUCCCCGCUGUCCCGCCGCCGCUUUAUAUACCCGGCCGGAGCCCCGGCCACGCGGCCGUCAGCCAAUGGGAAUCGAGAAACCAGCGUGGGGGCGGAGCAACCAGCGUUGCACAUUGUGAGGAAACAGAGGGGAGGCGUGGCCAGAACGCAGCCGAGCGAUCUGAUUGGUCGGGGGGAGGCGGAGCGUUCCAAAAGGGGCGGGGCCAGGAGGGGGGUGUGA
Molecule: messenger RNA, 1083 nt
Organism: Motacilla alba alba
Lineage: Eukaryota; Metazoa; Chordata; Aves; Passeriformes; Motacillidae
Product: collagen alpha-1(II) chain-like
Exons: 3
Coding region: 1-1083 (360 amino acids)
Source: RefSeq, a predicted model, not a curated record